CCCUCCUAGCCCCGCGGCUCCGAACUCGGUGGUCCUGGAGGCUCCGCAGGAUGGGGGAGAACAUGGCGGAAGAGGAGUUCCCCAAUACAACUCAUGAAGCUUUCAAUGUCACCCUCCACACCACCCUCCUUGUCACUACGAAACUGGUGCUCCCCACCCCUGCCAAGCCCAUUCUCCCAGUGCAGACGGGGGAGCAGGCUCAGCAGGAGGAGCAGUCAAGCGGCAUGACCAUUUUCUUCAGCCUCCUGGUCCUAGCUAUCUGCAUCAUAUUAGUGCAUUUACUGAUCCGAUACAGAUUACAUUUCUUACCAGAGAGUGUGGCUGUUGUUUCUUUAGGUAUUCUCAUGGGAGCAGUUAUAAAAUUUAUUGAGUUUAAAAAACUGGCAAAUUGGAAGGAAGAGGAAAUGUUUCGUCCAAAUAUGUUUUUCCUCCUGUUGCUUCCACCUAUUAUAUUUGAGUCAGGAUACUCGUUACACAAGGGUAACUUCUUUCAGAACAUUGGUUCCAUCACCCUGUUUGCUGUUUUUGGUACAGCAAUUUCCGCUUUUGUUGUAGGUGGAGGAAUUUAUUUUCUGGGUCAGGCUGAUGUAAUCUCUAAACUCAACAUGACAGACAGCUUUGCAUUUGGCUCCCUCAUUUCUGCCGUUGAUCCGGUGGCUACUAUUGCCAUUUUUAAUGCCCUUCAUGUGGACCCUGUGCUCAACAUGCUGGUUUUUGGAGAGAGUAUUCUCAACGACGCAGUCUCCAUUGUCCUGACCAACACAGCUGAAGGUUUAACAAGAAAAAAUAUGUCAGAUGUCAGUGGGUGGCAAACAUUUUUACAAGCCCUUGGCUACUUCCUCAAAAUGUUCUUUGGCUCAGCGGCGCUCGGCACCCUCACCGGCUUAAUCUCUGCAUUAGUGCUAAAGCAUAUUGACCUAAGGAAAACACCUUCCUUGGAGUUUGGCAUGAUGAUCAUUUUCGCUUAUCUUCCCUAUGGGCUCGCGGAAGGAAUCUCCCUCUCAGGUAUCAUGGCCAUCCUGUUCUCGGGCAUCGUGAUGUCUCACUACACUCACCAUAACCUGUCCCCGGUCACCCAGAUCCUCAUGCAGCAGACCCUGCGGACCGUGGCCUUCUUGUGCGAAACAUGUGUCUUUGCAUUUCUUGGCCUGUCCAUUUUUAGUUUCCCUCACAAGUUUGAAAUUUCCUUUGUCAUCUGGUGCAUAGUGCUUGUGCUGUUUGGCAGAGCGGUGAACAUCUUCCCUCUCUCCUACCUCCUGAAUUUCUUCCGCGAUCAUAAAAUCACACCCAAGAUGAUGUUCAUCAUGUGGUUUAGCGGCCUGCGGGGGGCCAUCCCCUAUGCCCUGAGCCUGCACCUGGACCUGGAGCCCAUGGAGAAGCGACAGCUGGUCGGCACCACCACCAUCAUCAUCGUCCUCUUCACCAUCCUGCUGCUGGGUGGCAGCACCAUGCCCCUCAUCCGCCUCGUGGACAUCGAGGACGCCAAGGCCCGCCGCCGGAACAAGAAAGACGUGAACCUCAGCAAGACGGAGAAGAUGGGCAACACCAUCGAGUCGGAGCACCUGUCAGAGCUCACCGAGGAGGAGUACGAAGCACACUACAUCAGGCGGCAGGACCUCAAAGGUUUUGUGUGGCUGGAUGCCAAGUACCUGAACCCCUUCUUCACACGGCGGUUGACCCAAGAGGACCUCCACCACGGGCGCAUCCAAAUGAAAACCCUCACCAACAAGUGGUACGAGGAGGUGCGCCAGGGCCCCUCUGGCUCUGAGGACGACGAGCAGGAGCUGCUGUGACAGCACCGGGUGCCACAGCCUCCACGGCGCCCAGGAUGGACAGCGAGGACGGACAUCUGGCAGCCUCUGCAAGGGGGAGGAGGCGGAGUGAAGUAGAGGCUGAGAACUUUCACCCAGAACUUUCCAGGCCUUGGGAGCCAGCUGGCUUCUGAAACUUGUCAUCUUCCCACUCCACCCUGAGCCAGUCCUCUGCUCUCCAUGUGCUUCUCAGCCUUUAGAUGGAGGCCACCUGUCCAGGUAAACGUUUCCUUCAGCUUCUGCCACCAGACUGAGCGGCCCUCCAGCCAAGAUGCCUGAGAGGAGCAGCUCUGCGUGGAGCCGCCAUGGCUGGGGUGCGCGAGGGAGCCCUGGCUUGCCAUUCCCGCCAUUCCCAGCCACUGCCUUCCCCACCUGCCCAGGAGCUGCUGGGGCUGCCCAAGUGGGUGCCUGUGCCAGAGCACCAGCUGCGGGUGCCCGUCCCGAGGGGCCUACCUCCAGGUGCCUCUAGCCACAGCGGCAACAAUCCCAGCCUAAGUGGCAGGCCCAGAAAUCUUGAAAACCUCACUCCCCUUUGUGAUGGCGCCUGAACUCCCUCGGGAAAGAAAAAUGGAGGCAGCUUUUUUGUGGUUACUCUCACAGGUACCUCGCUGGCUGUGGCCGCACUACAGUCCAGCCUCCCGGCAGGGCUAUGAAUGUUUACACGGGUGCCUGGCGGGCGGGCGCAGGCUGGCUCUAGAGCCCCUUGGAAGCUGCACCCCUAGGUUUCUUUAAGGUGGUUGAGCCCAUUCUGUGGGGUCAGAGCGCCCUCUAGAGGGAAAAGCUAGAGGUACAGGGCUUUCCGGGGCCUGCAGUUCAAGCACUUUCACACUGGAGAGCCUGGCCUGGCCAGCCUCCUAGGCUCUGGUUUGUCUAGAGGCCCUUUUCCUGAGCCCCAAGGUGUCUGCCCUCCACUUACCUGCUGCCCCUUCACUGCUCAUCAGCAUUUCCUUUCCCUCUCCCAGUUCUUUACUGUCCCGAGUGCCAUUUGUCCCCCAUGCCAGGGUCCUGGCUGGGGCCAGAGCAACAGUGCCCGCUGCUCCUCCCUUCCCACUCUACUGGGGACUGCAGCGACCUGCACCUGGUGCAUCAGGAACCUGCCUGCCUGCUUGCCCUGAGCAGACUGCCGGCUCACUGGCUCGUGCUCUUUCUCUCUCUCUCUCUCUCUCUCUCUCUUUCACACACACACACACACACACACAGAGUCUCUCUCUCUCUGUGUCUGUCUCUCUCCCUCCCUCCCCCCACUCCAUCCUAAAAUCCCCAUCACGAGGCCAUCGCAAGGUGAGGAGCUGCCAAUCAUGUCCAGAUGAAAUGGAAUUACCGAUUUUUGCUCCUUCCUGCCCCUUAACAAGCCUCCUACCUGCUUACCUUUGCUCACCUACAGCCGCUGGCAGUUCUCGUAACGCGGCUCAGGUCCCAGCGGGAGCCUUGGGGGUUCAGCAGCCUCCAGAUGGUUUGAUUCAUCACGUGCAUGUCCUUGGUUCUCCAUGGGGACACAGUGGGCCCAUGUGGGCAGCAUGGCGCCCAGGCUGGUAGCAAGUAGGUUCCAUCCUGUCUGCCUCAGGCAGUGUGGCUGUGGACCCUCCUGGACCAUGUGCCAGCCCACGGGCCAGGCCCCUGCCCGCACACUUCCCCUUUGCCCGGGAGUGUCACCGUGAGGCCAGGCAGGCAGGAAGCAUGCAGAUUCCUUUUUAUGCAUGAAAAGUAAAUUUGAAAUUGGUACAGCUACAAUAUGACCAUUGUUCUCUUUGUAAGCCCCCUCUUAACCCCAUCAUGGGAGCCAAACAGGGUCAUUUUACUCCGCACGGAGGAGGAAUGCAAUGGGUGAUUCUGGCCCCUGUCCUCUCCUUCCUUUUAGUGGAAAAGGGAGGCUUUGUCAACACCUGGGCGCGGGGGCGGGGUCUGAGGCCCCCUGCACGCUUGGCCGUGUCCCCAGCGGGCUGGCCAGAGCCAGGUUCCCACUCUGCUUCGGUGGGAAGCGGGAAGGGGGGUAGGGUGAUGGGCAGCUUCUCCUCAGCCAAAUCACGGCCAUCAGAGAUGCAGGCAUGACUUGUCUUGUGAGAAUCUUAAGUGCACAAAAGGAACAAGCCUCCCUGGUCCUUCUCCCAUCCCUCCAGGAUGCAGGAGAGACAUGUUUCUCCUGCUGCCUGGUGGGUAGGAAAUCAAACCCGAAUGUUCCUGAUACAACAGCCAGAAGCACAAGAAGUUGCUGCAGCAGGAACCCAGUCUCCGAAGCCCCAGGCAGUGUGUUUUAGUGAAAACACCACUGUCAGAGUCAAGGCUGAAAGAGAGUGAGUAGCCAGACUCCCUUCUGCCGUUUCUCACACAAAUGGAGUUACAAGUCCAGGGAAUUUCAUCAUCACUGGGCAUGUGACAGAAGGAGGCAGGCUUUCUUGUUUCUGCUGGUGCACCCCACCCUUCCCCUUCCCCACCCCGCUGACAGAACCCAGAAGGGAAAAGGCCUUCCUUACCUGUGAGUUGGUCUCUGCUGCUCUGCACAGCUGCCCUGACCGCAGGGUGAGUGAGGUGCUUGGAUGCUGCUGCGGCCCCUGGGCCUCUGAGGUUGCACGGGGAUGUGUGGAUGGGUGGCCAGCCCGUGGGACGUGGGCCCAGAAUCUGUCAGUCACGUGGAAGAGCCGCCUUCCUGGUGCUCACUCUCCUGCACCAAACCGACCUGCCGUGAUGGCUCCUUACAAACCAGAUGACUUUGGGUUGCAGACUUACUGAAGGAUUUUUUUUCAGUACUGCUUUUUUAUUUGCUUUAAGGGCCUGUGGGAAGACCAGGCACAUCCUUUUGCCCUCCCCAAGUGAGUGGUGGGGGGCUUGUCAGGUGCCGACUCCUGAGAAAUGAUUAGCUGCUCUCUUGAUGGGGCUUCAGUGGGGAGGGCCAGGGGGCAGCACUGGGAGGGGGAGCUGCUGAGCCUGGGCCCUGCUUCACCUCGCUGGACUCUACAGAAUUCAGGGGAGGGUGGAAACUGCUCUAGAAAUAAAAGUGAAUGCUCCUGACUUCGAUCAGGCCUCGUUUGUGUUCAGGAACUUUGUGAACGUGUGGCCACAGCCCUAGACCCUGCCCCUCCAGGCCAGCGGCAGCCAUCUUGCCAGCGAAGCAUUGCCCAGUGGGUAGGAGCCAGGGUUGACUCCCGCCUGUGCCCCUCAGUGAGGAGUAGGUGAGGCUGAGAGGCUGGCUCAGACCAGACCCAGCCUCCAGCCUGCUUUUCCUCGCAGGUGCUAGGGGCCCACUUCCCCAGGGCUCUCCUGGGGUGCAGAUUCGCCCCUGCUGGGCCUUUGCCUGUGUGUGGAACCAGGAACCCACUGAUCUUCCCAGGCACAGCCACCUGCGCUGGGGGCUCCUCCACAGCCCCUGGUCACCUGUGGAAGUCUUAAGCGGGUCUACCCGCUUCCACUUCCAGAGACCUCCAGAGCUGCUCGAGGUACCAGGUGCAAACAAAUGUGGGGUAAAUCAAAACCAGGCAGGAUCCACCUGACCCCAGGCAUGAACCUUCUGGCCCAGAGGCAAGAACCACACCUUAGUCCUUCCAACCCCGAAUUUCAUCCCCGGCCCCUCCCCUUCAGCCAAAGAAGUAAGGGGCCGGUGGGAAUAACACCCAGACUCUAACUGUAUCAGGGCUGCCGAGCCAAAUGUGGAGCUAAGGGCUGGACGUGAGGCCCACAUGGCCCUCAUCGACUCCCCUUUGCCACCUUUGAUGGCGACCUGGGCUCAGAGGGAAGACUUCUCUACCAUAAGAAGCUGCAGGGGUGAUGGCACUGGGUGAUGGGAACUCUGGCAAAUAGAAAGCAGAAUCUUCCCAAGGCCCCGCUUUCUGCAGAGGGUGCUGGCCAUGGAGUUGCGCUGAGCGAAGCUGAGUCCUGGUGGUGGUAACGGGAGGAUGGCUUCCCAGUGGGCCCCCAGUGGCACCUGUCACUGAGCGAACUGGGGCUUGUCAUCCACAUUUCAACCUUCUCACUCCUAGAAAAUGUUUCUAACCCCUAGAUAAUGCUCAAGGUGGUGGAGCAAGCAAGGGAAGAAGUCUUUUCCUUAGAAGUCAGAAAGCUGGGGCCUCCCUGGUGGCGCAGCAGGUUGAGCGCCACAUUGUGAAGCUGUCCACAGCCUCUGCGGUGCGGGUUCGAUCCCGGCUGGCCAGAGAGAAUCCCACAUGGCGAGGCAGACCUCUCCUGUCUCACCUGCUGUUCCUCUCAGCAGUGUCUGCAGUUCGUCGGCCUGUUCUGCUCCCCACUCUGUCUCUGGUGAAUUCUCUCACCCUCCGGCGCCUCUGACCUGUACCCCAGUUCUUGUAUGAAUAAAUAAAAAAAUCUUUUUAAAAAAAAGGAAGUCAGAAAGCUGCCUGGACAGGAGG
This is a messenger RNA of Talpa occidentalis (Iberian mole), 6166 nucleotides long. RefSeq names its product solute carrier family 9 member A8 (gene SLC9A8). The transcript has 16 exons. Gene Ontology annotation, molecular function: sodium:proton antiporter activity. Bases 51 to 1793 code for a protein of 580 amino acids. Gene Ontology annotation, biological process: sodium ion transport; regulation of pH; proton transmembrane transport. Gene Ontology annotation, cellular component: membrane; Golgi apparatus. NCBI's taxonomy places the organism in Eukaryota, Metazoa, Chordata, Mammalia, Eulipotyphla, Talpidae. The record is from RefSeq and is a predicted model, not a curated record.